AGCCAUGUACGUGUCCCUCAGAGCCUCUCCGUUCUUGACUGAAAUGCCUUGGUUUCCCAGUGUAUGGGGCUUUCCCAUUUCAUUGUUCUGGUUCGCAUGGACCUCAGCGCCUGGUUUGGGACACACCUCGUACUGGAACCCUGUCAUGGCCCUCCUUGGUAUUGUUGACCCAUUUCUCUGGCUGGGAAUGCUAAAUUAUAUCGCGGGUAGGUUUUGGCCCGUUCACCUAUUUGGUGCGCUUACGCAUAGCUGAUCGAAGACUCAUAUCCGAAUCUGGCUGGCUCGGCGAUCGCUGCCUUUCUCAUACCAUCUUUCCUUGGUGCUGCUGGAUGCGCCCAUCUUGGCGUUUACCUAUUCCAGCGACUGAGGACGCCAGUGACGGUGUCCAUCCUAGCUUCGUGUCGUAUACUGAUAUACAUCCUAUACUUCUUUGGACCAGCUCUGAGGGCUCGUAGUCGACAUGCGCGCAAGUUCUAG
Molecule: messenger RNA, 477 nt
Organism: Cantharellus anzutake
Lineage: Eukaryota; Fungi; Basidiomycota; Agaricomycetes; Cantharellales; Hydnaceae
Exons: 3
Coding region: 44-253 (69 amino acids)
Source: RefSeq, a predicted model, not a curated record